AGUUUGGCGUUUCCCCUCCUCCUCCCCCACGUGGGUCCGCUCCCCGGGCAGGUCUGAAUUUCGCCGCGGAUACAAUAUCUGGAUGUCCCCAACCCGGGAUCUCAGUGGCACGCGCUGGCUUAAUGGACGAGGUCACAGUAUUUUUGGAAAUCAGGCAGGAGACGCAGAGUGGGCUGCUGAUUAUCCGCCAACUAAAGCCAGAAAGCUGGCCCAUGGAUAUUACCGUGAUGCCGUCAUUGGUGGAGCUAAAAAAUGAUGAACACUGCAAGACCAUCAACCUUCCACCAGAGGUCAGGAUUGCUCCUUCUUCCUGUCGAGGACUGCAGUAUGUGCUUGGGGAUGGAUUGCAUAUGAGACUGCUAGUUCAAGCAGGUUUCAAUAAUACAAAACUGGUACCAGCUCUGGGUGACAUCCUUAAAACCAAAAAGAAUUGUACCUUUUACUGCCAGUCUUGCUGCGAGAGUGUAAUAAACAACCGGACGUUUCUCAGAGUUCUUUCCCUUCCCGGUGAGAACUGGGGUGAUUUGGUGGAGGAAUGGUGUUGUCACCCCAACCCCUUCAAUGACAGCAUGCUUCGGCCACAAAAUGGAGACUGUUUCCUUGGGCACAAUUAUUUCCUGAUUAGUUCAGGAAGUGAACCAACUGGGCCAAGUUCUGAAAUCCCUCAUUCAGAAUGCGUGGGUGCUACUUCUAGAAGCAGUGGCUCUGUCUUGAAUUCAAAGGCUAAUAGAAGAGUAAUUUGCAGGCGCUGCAAGACAUUGUUGGGAGAGGUUCACUCCUCAGGUACAGAGUGCCACAAAAUACUAUUCACUGAAGUGUUUGUUCAGCCAUCUGAAGAAGGUUCUGACAGGGUACCAAGGUCUCCCUUUAUACAAAGUGUUGUAGCCCAGUGCCUUGAAGAGCUUUCUUCUGCUAGAAGCACAUUUAGGUUCAGCAUACAAGGAACUGAUGGGACAAUCUACAUCUUGAUGUGGCUACUAAAUUCUGACACGCUGCUGGUGGAAUCUUCAGGAACACCGGCCUGCAGUAAUAUUUUUACAGUGUUUGAACAUGAUAUGUCGUCUGAUUUGAGGCCGUUAAAGAUUCAGAAGGCUAUCAAAGUCCUUUACCACCCCUGUGUAAAAAGCAGAAAUAAGGACCUAGUCGAUUCAUGGGAAAGUGAUAUGGGAGUACAUUCUCUAACAUUUCCAUCAAAAACCUGCUUGGAAUUGCUGCUGAUACUGUCUCAGAGUAAUGCUUCGCUGCCACCUUCCCUUCGCUGGAUGAAUUCUUUCCAGGUUGCAUUUUUGAAGAUGUGAAGGAACCUGGUCUGAUCCUUUUGAAAAUAAAUUCCUGUCAAGAUAACCUUCAACUACAAAGAACUGGAUCUAAGUUACCAAGUGGGGAUGUUGUUGUUUUUUUCUGAAAGUGAUCGUGAAGUUCCUAAGCCAAAGGAAAAAAGCAGUUAAUUGUAUAUUUAACUUGCUGUUUGUUGACUUUGGAGUUUUGAGAAGUUCAAAGAAUGUGAUGGAGGCAAGUCGGUCAAGCAGAGAGGCCAAUUUUUGCAAGGCUUGAGUUCAGAGAGCAGCUUAAUUUGGGAUGUCUGGAGUCUUUGAGAUCGCUUGUGAAGAACUACUAAUUCUCCAGGGAGAAGUCAAUUAUCUUCUGCAGCAACUGAAGCUUUAAAAA
Molecule: messenger RNA, 1668 nt
Organism: Lacerta agilis (Sand lizard)
Lineage: Eukaryota; Metazoa; Chordata; Lepidosauria; Squamata; Lacertidae
Gene: UBE3D
Product: ubiquitin protein ligase E3D
Exons: 10
Coding region: 123-1298 (391 amino acids)
Biological process (GO): protein autoubiquitination; proteasome-mediated ubiquitin-dependent protein catabolic process; protein monoubiquitination
Cellular component (GO): nucleus; cytosol; ubiquitin ligase complex
Molecular function (GO): cyclin binding; ubiquitin conjugating enzyme binding; ubiquitin protein ligase activity
Source: RefSeq, a predicted model, not a curated record